AUGGGGAAAAACGAAAAGGAGGAGGCCCCCAUUGAUAAGCGCAUGCAGUGGCUUGAGCAGCGCAUUAUUACGGCGAUCAAGGCAAAACCAGUGGACACAAGAAAGCUUCUUGAUAACGAGGACAGUAGAGCACAAAUCAGUGAGUUUCUCGACACGGCAGAUGCUCGUCAUCUCUAUGUAUACCAGAUGCCUAGCGGAACACUUACUGCUCGCAUUGACCCUCCUGAGGAACUCCGGAAGAAGGGCAUUUACUUCACCAAAACUAAGCGUGAAAGGAUAAACGACGAUCAGCAUAUGAAGACGACGGUGGUGUUUGGGGACCUGUCUCCUGAUACACUCUCUGGACUGAACGCCAUGACGCGAAACGUGUAUGCACAGCUUAUUAAACGUGAAAAGAAAAAUGUGAGUCAGGUUCCUGAUGUGUCGGUGGCGGAGCUUAUGGAUGACACAAAUGGAUUGCUGGCACAGAUGUUGGUGACACUGGGCCUUAGUCAAGGUAAAACACUACUUCCGCUGCCUCCGGUGCAAUUACCAUCUAGAGUUAGUGAUGGCCCUUUUGAGGCGGAAUUCAUUUAUUGCCUGGAGAGCUCCAUCAUGGCCUGGACGACUCAGAUUCGUGCGGCGAUUAGUUCCUCACCAGAGGAGAUGACAGAAAGCAAUGCAAUAAAAGACAUGCCCCCUGGACCUUUGGAUGAAAUUGCCUUUUGGAAGAGUAAAGCGGAGAAUUUGGCCAACUUGGAAGAACAGCUGUACUCUGUAAGAGCAAUAAAAAUUUUUGUCAUUCUCCAAAAAGCUGAAAGCAGUUACUACGGUCCCUUUGCUCAGCUUAUAGAUGAACUGAAGGAGGCUGCUGCAGAAGCCCGGGACAACUACCGCUUUCUUAAGCCAAUUGAACCAGAGUUUGAGGCCAUGUGCCCUUCAUUUCCUGGUCACGUGGAGUUUACACAGUUAGCUUCAGGUGGAACUUUUAAGAGACUUUUUCACUACUUGUAUCUUCUUUGGACUCAAUCCGGCUUCUACAAUACACCAAUGCGUCUGGUUGUCCUCCUUCGCUUCAUAUGCAAUGACCUUAUUGGGAUGGCGGCAGAACACGUGAACAUCGAGGAAUUUUCCAAAAAUGUGGAAAAAAAGGAUGCGUUAACACGCCUGGGAGAAACGCUCGCGGUCUGUGGUCAGUUUAAGGCCGCAUAUUUCCACCACAAGGCUUAUGCAUCUACAUUGGCACGUCCCUGGAAGUUCCAAAAUACAGCAUUUUUCUCUCGGUUGGAUGUGUUUCUGGAGCGUUGUCACGAUAUCCUGGAUGCCAUGGAGGUUGCCGUGUUGUUUGACAGGAUGGAAAACAUUAAAGUGGGGGGUACUAAAAGUCAGAUGCACACCAAAAAGGCUGAAGAAAUUAAGGUUGAAUUUGAUGAGGCGUACAUGAAGUUUUUUGGUGUGGAGUACGACCUGCUUGACGUGGAUGAUCCUCACUUUGACGCGGAUUACGCUCACUUUCGAGCCACGAUUCGAGAGCUUGAACGGCGCCUGGGCGCCAUUCUCGUGACGACGAUUGACGAAGCCAAAGCGAUUUCCGAGGUAUUUAAAGCGGUGGAUACAUUUGACGGUUUUACAGAUCACGCGGUCCUUCAGUUGGAAUGGUCCAAAAAGCAAAAAACCGUCUUGGAGGCCUUUAGGGAGGAUCUUCUUUCAGUUCAAGAGGUGUUUUACCAAGGUGAAUCAACAGUGUCCUACCCAAACAUACCACCACUUGCAGCGGCAGUUGUGAGGUGCAGCGCGUUGUUGGCUCGAAUUAACGAGUCUCACAGCCGCGUUAUUGAGCUUUCCCAGGCUCUGCUUGACAGUGAAUUUGGCAAAGAGACAAUGAAGUUGUAUGAGAAGUUGUCUUUUGCGCUCAGCAACACGAUUCGAGAAAAGUACGAGGCAUGGUGUACGGAUGUUGGCUCAAUCAGUGUUGACAAGCUGAAGUUGCCGCUUUUGGUAAUGGAUGAAAAUAACAAUUUAAAGGUCAAUUUUGACCCUGCGCUUGUGAAAACGCUGCGAGAGGUGUACUACCUGGAGGUGAUGAACUCUUUUGACUCACGUGAUUACCAAAAGCUGGAGGUCCCUGCGGAUGUUCAGGCGGUGUUUGAAAAGCGGGAAACCUACCGUUCCCAGACGAUGAAACUCGAAUAUGUAAGUUCCACCUUCAAUAGUUUUAUGAGUACGCUGCGCUGGGAAGAUGAAAGGCCUCUCCUACAGGAAGAGAUAGAUGGCUUUGAAAACAUCAUUCAGCGUGGCACGAAUCAGGUUCGUUGGCAAGAUAGCGAUGAUGUUGACUCCUUUAUUGAGGUGGCACUUCAAAAGGUUAAUGCCAUUAAUUGUGUUGUCAUGGCAUUUCACACAAAUCUUCAGCGGAUGGUGGACCUCCUAGAGGAACACCGCAAGGACGACAAAUUUUUCCCUCUCAACCGUGCUGACGGCGCAAAGACGCUGACCGCGCAUGAAUUGUGGAAGAGCCUCGAUGAACACAUCAAGCAUAGACACUGUGACAUUGAAGAACGUGGAAAACAGAUUCAUGCCCUUCUACAUGAUAGUUUUUUGGCUGUAAAUGCCCUUAAGCAGAGUGAGGGGGCUCCACCCAUCACUGAGGACUGUGAGGCGUGGGUGGCGUACGUCAACUACGUGGACGCAACUUUGAAGAAGGUGAUUAUCAACUCUGCUCUCUACUCAUUGAAUUGUUUGCGGAAUCAGGUUGAUCCGGAGUGGAUUGCGGACAAUGAAGGCAUCCCGCUUCUGGAGGUGAGGUUGUGCCUGACGAAGCCGACCGCAGGUGUUACACCAUGUUCUCGCUAUGAACCACACAUAAGAGGCGCAACGGAAACGGAGCAUUCCGUGCACAGGCUUAUCAACACUGCCAUUUCCAACAUUGAGUCGGCGGCAGGGUUGAUAAAACCUCUUAUCGAGGGACAAAGCUAUGCCACCGAGGUAAGUAACAGUGAUGAGGUGAAACGUGUUAAGUGUGAAAUUGAAGCUCUAGCUUCUCAGAAUUACGAGGAGUGCGAGGAGUACCGUCACACCUUUGACGAAUUUAGGCACCUGUGGGAAACAGACCGAAAGAAGGCCUUUACUGCAUUUCUGGAAAAGGGUAAAGUCGUCAGGCGACGCACCAGCUACACAGAAGAGGACAUUGCGAAAGAGCCUCCCCCAACGACGAGUGGUGAGUAUUUUGGUGUCAGCUUGCAAGAGUUUGAUCGGUCUAUUACGGACUACGAGCGUAUCAGCGCACGAAUUAACAAUACAGAGGAACGACACAUCGUGAGUUUUGUCUCCAUCGAUGUCAAACCUCUUCGUGCAGCGUUGCGGGACAUUUCCAAGAAGUGGAAGGAUAUGUUUUCGGAGUACUUGAUGAACAAAAUAUCCACAGACUUGGAGGGUCUUUACAAGUUUAUGAAUGAGGCAGAUCAAGGGCUGGAUAUCGAGGUGCUUGACGGGAAUAUCGAGUCUCUUAAGUGUGUGAUGCGAUGGAUUAGAGAUUGUCGUCGCAGGAACAAGGUGGUGAUGGGCGAAGAUGAAAAUAGUGAAACAGGUGGAAUGUUCCCUCCCAUUCAGGCUGCCAUUCGCAUGCUGAAGAGUCAUGCAAACGCGUCAUCUUCGUUAGAGGUGGAACUGGCAAAGAUUGAAGAGCUGGAUGAGCUACGGAAACCCGCCACUGAGCAAUGGGUUGCUCUCAAUAAGAAGGCGUUGAAUGUGCGAGCACAGAAUUCCAUUGUACAGGACAGAGAGGCGGAAAAGGUCAAGGAACAGGUUGUGCUGUUUGAAAAGAAGCUCCGUGAAGAGGCACAAGAAUUCAAGCAAAAAAAGCUUUUUGGUUAUCCGGUUGAUCGUCGUACUGUCUACGAUGACCUGGACGAUGUCUACAAACACUUUACAGGGAUCGAGAAUGAGGCGAAGGAGUUGCAAAAUCUUCAGGAGCUGUUUGACUUAACCUCUUCACAGUUUAAGGAAAUUCGCGAAUGCCGUCAUGAGCUGAUGAUGCUGAAGCAAGUUUGGGACUUGAACGAGCAUGUGAUGUCUCAGUUUAGUGAUUGGAUGAAGUCAACCUUUAAGAAUGCAGAUGUUUCGUUGUUUGAGGACGAGUGUAAAAAGCUUUCCAAGCAGCUUCAACAGCAGCCAAUGAAAGUGAAAUCAUGGGAUUGCUUCAAGGGCGUAGAUGAACAGGUACGAAAUAUGCGAACCUCGUUGCCGUUGUGUCAGUCGUUGAGCUCUCCCUCCAUGCGACUACGACACUGGCAAUUGUUGGUGACAACAACAAAACAACCCGGUAAUAUUGACCCGGAGGCAGGCGAUUUUACGCUAGAGAAACUGUUUGCGCUUGGACUGCACAAGUUCUCGGAGGAGGUCGCAAACAUCGUUGAAAAGGCCGACAAGGAGUUGAGAAUUGAGACAAAUCUUAAUAAAAUUAUUGACAUUUGGGAUAAGAUGGUGUUCACGUACACGUUGGACGAGGACCUCAACACCUACCUUUUGGGCUCUGUGGACGAUGUGGUGGAGCAGCUGGAGAAUGACAACAAUGCUCUUUCUUCCAUGCUUUCAGAUCGUUUUGUGGAGUACUUUUAUGACAAGGUCAUACACUGGCAAAAGAAUCUUGGGGCCGUUGACACCUGCACCGGAAAGUGGGUGGAGAUACAGCGGCAGUGGAUGAAUCUAUUCCCCAUCUUUAUUCGCUCCGCAGACAUCAAAGAACAACUUCCGGAAGAAACCAAUAACUUUGCUGAGGCGGACCGCGUUUUUAGAGCUCUCAUGAGUAAGGCACACAAGUACACCAACGUCAUUGAGGUAAUAUGCAGUGACGUUCUAAAGACUGAUAUGGGGCGAGACGAGGAACUGGAUAGCACGCUAAACUAUAUUCAAGAUAUUUUGGCAAAGUGCGAGAAAGCUUUGGCAGACUACUUGGAAACCAAGAGAAAGAUUUUCCCACGAUUCUUCUUUGUGUCUGCAACAGAUUUGAUUGAUAUCCUCUCCAAGGGUUCAGACCCAAAAGCAGUUAUGGCGCACAUGAGUAAAAUUAUUGACGCUGUUGAUACCUUUACCUUUAGGAAUGAUUCCGAUCCGCACGCGGAUGUAAAGGACACGUAUGGAAUGAUUUCUGUACAAGGGGAAACUGUGAGUCUUGCAGAGGAUUACACUUGUGAAGGUCCCGUUGAGGUCUGGCUUAAUGGGAUCGUUGGUGCCAUGAAGAAAGCGGUAAGAAAGCACAUCAAGGAAGCAAACACAAGUUACAUUGAGAAACCAAGAAAUGAAUGGAUUUAUCAAUAUCCUUGCCAGGCAAUUAUUGUGGCCUCACGUAUUUGGUUUACCACGGAAGUUCAUCAGGCAUUUAUUCAAAUUGAGGAAGGUAAUGAUCUUGGUAUGAAGGAUUGCUUGAAGAACCAAAAAAAUCAGCUUGAUAGCCUUAUUAAGGAGGUCUUGAUAGAUCGCACUUCUAAUGAACGUAAAAUGCUUGUCCACCUAAUCACCAUCGAUGUCCACAAUCGUGACAUUGUGCAGAGUAUGGUGGAUGAACGCACUGACGCCGUGGAUGCCUUUAUUUGGCAAUCCCAGUUACGGUACUACUGGGAUGAAGCUAGAGGAAAUGAGAUUCGUAUUGCCGAUGCGGAAUUUAUUAACGGCUAUGAGUAUAUUGGUCUUUGUGGCUGUCUUGUUAUCACGAAGCUCACGGAUCGUUGCUACAUUACUCUUACACAGGCCCUUCGGCUGAAAAAGGGAGGAGCCCCCGCUGGUCCAGCAGGAACCGGAAAAACAGAGACGACCAAGGAUCUUGCACGAAAUAUGGGUAUUGCGUGUUACGUGUUUAACUGUUCAGAUCAAAUGAACUACAUCACUUUGGGACAAAUUUUCAAGGGUCUUGCUAUGUCUGGUUCUUGGGGUUGCUUCGAUGAGUUCAAUCGGAUUUCCAUUGAGGUUUUAUCCGUCGUUGCUACACAGGUUGGUUCCAUCCUAAAUGCAUUGAAAGAGCAAAAGCAACGGUUCCGCUUUAUGGAUGAGGAAAUCUCGCUUAUCCCCUCCGUGGGUAUGUGGAUCACAAUGAAUCCUGGGUAUGCUGGUCGUACGGAGCUUCCCGAAAACAUUAAAUCUUUGUUCCGGCCCUGCGCCAUGGUGGUUCCAGAUCUCAAAAAUAUUUGCGAGAUCAUGUUGGCCGCUGAGGGAUUUGGCGAUGCGAAGGACCUUGCGCUGAAGUUUGUGACUCUUUAUCGCCUAAACAAGGAACUUCUUUCGCCCCAGGACCACUACGAUUGGGGUUUGCGUGCUGUUAAGUCGGUGUUGUACAUUGCUGGUGCCUUGAAACGUGGUGACCCGGACGUUCCGGAGCGUAAUGUUCUUAUGCGUGCGUUGCGUGAUACCAACAUGGCGAAGCUCAGUAAAGACGAUGUGUACGUGUUUAUGGGACUUAUUCGCUCUCUAUUUCCCAAUUUGGAGGUUCCAAAAAAGAACAAACCCGACCUUGUGGCUGCCUGCAAAGAGGUUUGCCGCGAACAAGGCAAUCUCCCCGGUGAAAACGAUAUCUUUAUUUUGAAGUGUGUGCAGUACGAGGAGCUGCUACACGUUCGUCACUCUGUUUUUGUGUUGGGGCCGGCGGGUUGUGGUAAAACAGAGUGCUGGAGGUGUCUGCAGGGAGCCCUCACCAAAUUACACAAGGAUGAGUGGAAGGCGAAGGCGGUUUCUUCUUGCCUAAAUCCGAAGGCUAUUACCUCCAAUGAGUUGUAUGGUUAUUUUACUCCUAAUAAGGAGUGGCGCGACGGCAUCUUGUCUUCAAUAUUCCGUGAAUACGCCUUGGAAUCAAAGAAGAAGCGCAACAUGAAGUGGAUGGUGCUUGAUGGUAUUAUCGAUGCCGAGUGGAUUGAGUCCAUGAAUACCGUGAUGGAUGAUAAUAAGAUGUUGACGCUGGUGUCGAACGAACGUAUCCCACUGACAGACUCGAUGCGAAUGAUAUUUGAGGUGUCCCACUUACGCAAUGCCUCACCGGCUACUGUUUCGCGUGCGGGUGUUGUCUUUAUUAACGAGAGUGACCUCAGUUGGGGUCCUUUUAAGGACAAAUGGAUCGCCACACGAGACAAACGUGAGGGGACUAUGUUUGAUAGCCUCUUUGACAAGUAUGUCCCGUUUGUUUUUGAGUUCUGGAAGCGCAGCAUGAGGCCGAUAGUGUCUAUUAUGGACAUAAAUGUGGUGCAGACCAUUUGCUUUAUCUUGGAGGGUAUUUUUGCUCAAAUGCCCCAAGAAGAACUUUUCAAGCACCCAAAUAUUUUUGAGGUACAUGAAAAGUAUUUUGUUUUUGCCGUUAUUUGGGCUUUUGGUGGCCCGUUGCCAGGCUCGGAUGGGCGCAUUGACAUGCGGAUGAACUUCUCUAACCAGUGGAAGAAGGAAUUCCCGAAUAUGAAGAUCAGCGAUGUGGGGUCGGUGUUUGACUUCUACGUGGACAAGAUCAAGGACGAAAAUGGCAUCUUUCAAUACGAGUGGAGACCGUGGAGCGAUCUCGUUCAGCCGUAUGUUCCUGACCCCGACAGGCAACUCUCCACCGUGUCCGUGCAGACAGCUGAUGGUGUACGUAUGUCGCAUCUAAUGAGUUUGCUAGUGGACAAUGCCAAAUCUGUCAUGCUUGUUGGAACAGCAGGUACAGGCAAGACAAAUUUGAUCAUGUCGAAGUUGCGUUCACUGGACAGUGAACAUGUCUUAUUUCGUGUCAUUUCCUUCAACGCCCGUACCUCUUCAAGUGGUCUUCAGGCUGUGAUGGAGCAGUCAUUGGAGAAGCGCUCUGGACGAACAUAUGGUCCAUUUAACCGUAAAAAAUUGGUCUUCUUCAUGGAUGACAUGAACAUGCCUGCCCUCGACAAAUACGGCACACAGGAGGCUAUCGCCCUCCUUCAACAGCACGUCAACUACGGUUUCUGGUACGACCGCGUAAAGAUUAUACAGAAGGAGGUGGUGGAUCUUCGCUACGUUGGUGCCAUGAACCCCAAAUCCGGGACAUUCACCAUUUUGGAUCGUCUUUUAAGACAUUUUGCGGUCUUUUCCACAAACAUGCCUGAAAGAACAGACCUGAUUAGCAUUUAUGGACAAAUUCUUCAAGCGCAUACACGUAAGUUUACACGGGAUAUUCGUGACACAAUGACGACACUUAUUACCAAUGCCACUAUUGAGCUGCAUUACUUGGUUUCCAAACAGUUUUUCCCAACCGCCAUCAAAUUUCACUAUCAAUGGAAUAUGCGUGAAAUGUUUAACAUUUUCCAGGGACUGUGUAAAUCGCACCCGAAACUCCAUACUACAACAGGGCAGUUUGCACGGCUUUGGGUUCAUGAGUGUAAUCGUACCUUCCGUGAUCGCAUGGCAGAUGCGGGUGACUUGGCCCGUUACCAUACAUUACUUUUUGAAGUCAUUGGUCGUGCUGGAUUCCCUGACUGCAAUCCAAAGGAGUUGUCACAGGAGUCAUCGCUUUGGGGGCCCUUCCAUACCACUCCAGAGGGAGAAGAGAAUGUGUAUGAGGAAGCCGCCCUUGAUGCCGUGCAAUCCUUUUUAGUCAAAAAGUUGGAUGAAUACAAUGACAACUAUGCUCGUAUGGAUCUUGUAUUAUUCAACCAGGCUGUGGAGCACAUUUGCCGUAUUGCACGUAUCACUUCUAACCCACGUGGUAAUGCACUGUUAGUGGGUGUUGGAGGUUCUGGUAAGCAAUCUCUUGCGCGACUCUCAUCCUUUAUCAAUGGUCACGACAUUUUUCAGAUUUUGGUGACAAGCAGCUAUGGUAUUGCCGAUUUCCGUACGGAUAUGCAAGAACUGUAUCGCAAGUGUGGUUUGAAGGGUUAUCCCUUUGCAUUCAUCAUUACCGACACCCAGAUUGUCUCGCAAGAUAUGUUGGUGUAUCUUAACGACAUGCUUUCCAGUGGCAAUGUUCCUGAGUUGUUUAACCAAGAUGAACGAGACGGUGUUAUUAGCUCCAUCAUGAACGAAGUCAAGGCGGUUGGUUACACAGACUACUCAAACCCUGAUGUAUGCUGGGAAUAUUUCAUCAACAAGGUGCGAACCAAUCUGCAUAUUAUCUUGUGUUUUUCGCCCGUGAGCAAAAAUUUUGCGACUUGGUGUCGGCAAUUUCCUGCGCUUGCCAAUACGACUGUGAUUGAUUGGUUCUUGCGUUGGCCAGAGGAGGCGUUGCGGUCUGUCGCGCGGAGGUUCUUGUCGGAAAUUGAGUUGGGAAGCCCGGAAGUGACGCAAAACAUCGCGGAUUUUAUGGCCUUCUGCCAAGAAAAGGUCACAGCGACAUGUGAGGAGUAUCUUCUUCAAGAGAAGCGGCACGCGUACACUACUCCUAAGUCUUUCCUGGAGCUGAUUGCCUUUUAUAAAGAAUUGCUUAGGAAGAAGCGUGACGAUCUGAAUGACAGGGAGGGGCGCUUGGUUAGCGGUAUUGCCAAGAUUAAGGAGGCUGGGACUCAGGUGGCGGCACUACAGGAGGUUCUACAGAGGGAAAGUGUCGAGGUUGAGGAGGCACGGCAAAAGACUGCAGCCCUGAUGGAGACGGUGGGGAGGGAAAAGACUAUUGUGGAGGAGCAGGGCGCAAUUGCCGCUAAAGAAGAAGAAAAGACGAACAAAAUUGUCGCUGAGGUGGGCGUCUUUGAAAGUCAGUGUGCUGAAGAUUUAGCAAAGGCAAAGCCAUUGGUAGAAGAGGCUCUUGCUGCCCUUGAUACGCUUGAUAAGGCCUCUAUUGCGGAGCUCAAGAAUUUGGGCAAACCCCCCGUGGAUGUGCAAAUGGUUGCCAUAUGUGUUCGGGUUCUUACCUCUAAUCCUCGUGCAAUUCCCUCAGUGAAGAAUCGGACCUGGGCGGAGUGCAAAAAGAUGAUGAAUCAAGUGGAUCGUUUCUUAGCCGAGUUAAAAGGGUUUGAUGUGAACAACAUCCCGCAAGUGUGCAUCGAUCAAAUUCAAAUAUACAUUACAAAUCCUGGCUUUGAUCCCGAAAAGAUUAAAACGAAAUCGUUUGCUGCGGCUGGCUUGUGUAAGUGGGCCAUUGGUAUCAACAAGUACCAUUUGGUGCGUUGUGAGGUUCGUCCUAAGGAGGAGAGGCUGGCGGAGGCCCAAGAGCGCUUGCAUCAAAGUAAAUCCGCCUUAAAGAAGAUUCAAGACAAGGUUGCGGAUCUGAACGCCAAACUUGGAGCCCUUAUAUCUCAAUACAAUGAUGCGGUGGAAGCCGCAAACGCCAUUGAACAAAAGGCAAAGAAAACACAACUGAAAAUGGAUCUUGCUCAACGUCUUGUGUCUGGUUUGUCCGAUGAAACUGUCCGCUGGGGUAACACCAUUGAACAGCUUCAGGUCGCCAGCAAACUUUUGGUGGGGGAUGUUCUUUUGGGAGCCUCGUUUGUGUCAUAUAUUGGUCCCUUUUCAAAGGCUUUCCGUGAGCGCAUCGUGACUGAGGAUUGGGUGCCAAAGGUGAAGGAGCUGGGGAUUCCCAUGACUGAGAACCUUGAUAUUACCAUGAAUGUUCUCACAACAGAGGCGACGGUUGCGUCGUGGAACAAUGAGGGUCUCCCUUCCGACAUGGUAUCUACGGAGAAUGGCGCUAUUUUAACAAACUGCACCCGAUGGCCUUUGCUGAUUGAUCCGCAACUUCAGGGUAUUAAAUGGAUUCGAACGCGUGAGGAAAAGAACGGACUGAAGGUCAUUCAAACAACACAAAAGGGGUGGCAACGAACACUUCAGACAUGCAUUGAAGAGGGACUUCCAUGUGUGAUUGAAUCCUUGGGCGAGUUUAUUGAACCUGUCUUGGAUGGCGUGCUGAGUCGACAGACGUUUAAGAAGGGAGGUCGUGUCUAUAUCAAAUUGGGUGCAACAGAAGUGGAGUAUAAUAACAAAUUCCGUUUGGUUCUGCAGACAAAACUUGGCAAUCCGGCGUAUGGUCCUGAGGUGAAUGCUCAAACCACGUUAAUUAAUUUUAUGGUCACCGAAGCCGGUCUUGAAGAUCAGUUGCUUGCCGUCGUUGUGAAUCAAGAGCGACCAGACCUUGAAAAGAAGCGAGGAACUUUGCUUCGUCAGAUGAAUACCAUGACCAUUGAACUGCAGAAUUGUGAAGAUGGCCUUCUCUAUGAGCUAACAAACGCCAAAGGUGAUAUUUUGGAAAACGCUGUGUUGAUUGAGAAUCUUGAGAACACAAAGAAGAAGGCGAAGGAAAUUAAUAUUUCUUUUGCACAAGCCGUUGCGACGCAGAAGGAUAUUGCUCAAAAUCGUUUGACGUACACCUCAGUGGCUGUGCGUGGGGCAUUGUUGUUUUUUCAAAUUGAUCAGCUGUGGAAGAUUGAUCACAUGUACCAGUACUCUUUGGAGGCCUUUAUGGUGGUCUUCAACAAGGCCCUAAAGAAGGCUGUGCAUCCUGAGGAAAAGAGGGAUGUUAAAGCACGUGUGGAGAAUGUGCUUCAGUCGAUUAUGGAGUGUGUAUUUGCAUACGUUUCACGUGGUUUGUUUGAGCGACACAAACUUAUUUUGUCCAGUUUACUGACUUUUGCGAUUCUCCAACGCCAUGGGGGUAUUGACGUGAAGCAGCUUGAUUUUCUCCUGCGUGGAAAAAAGAAAUUGGGUGUACCACGCCCCGAAACUGUUUUGGAGUGGUGCCCCGAACCCAACUGGGCGGCUGUGCAGGCGCUUGCUGAUGUUGAAGGAUCGGUACCGCCAUUUAACAUUCUACCAAGUGAUAUGGCAGAAAGUAAUCGCUGGAGACAAUGGACAGAGACGGAGAAGCCUGAGUUGGAAAAAAUGCCCUCGGAAUGGAAGAAUUUGACACAAUUCCAACGUUUACUCGUACUGCGUUGCCUACGCCCAGACCGCCUGACUGCUGCCUUGGAGACUUUUGUGUGCGACAGCAUUGGACGCUUCUUUGUCUCUGACCAAACUGUAGACAUUUCUGUGUCUAUUUCGGAGUCUACCACGACAACGCCACUAUUCUUUAUUCUUUCCCCUGGUGUGGACCCUGUGCGUGCCGUUGAGGAGGCUGGCCGGAAACUGGGUUACACGUAUGACAACGAAAAACUCUAUAACGUCUCACUUGGUCAAGGCCAGGAAAUUGUGGCUGAUCGUGCACUGGAGAAGUGCUUCCUUGAAGGCGGAUGGGCGCUGCUGAACAAUAUUCAUCUAGUUCAGAAAUGGCUUCAAACCUUGGAGCGGCGUCUGGAUAACUACGCGGAGAUUUACACUCGAGUGGCUCAACAGAAAAAGGAGCGGGAUGAAAAACGCGCCGCCGCGAAUAAAAUUUUGCAUCAGCCAGACGUUGACGGAGAAUUGGCGGAUAAAUUGUCCUCCAGAGAGAAUUCUAGGUCAUCCAUUCCAGAGGGCAGCUUGGUAGGCGAGGAGGAGCUGGAGGUGUCGACACGAGAUGGAGAUGAGGAAAGCCAAAAAGGUGAGGCUGACGUUAGCAAUGAUGAGGCGCAAAAUGAAGAUGAAGAUGACGAUGAUGAUAUCCCAUUCGAGGGUCCAAAGGGGCAUCCGGAAUUCCGUGUGUUUUUGAGCGCUGAGCCCUCCGACGUGAUUCCUAUUGGUAUCCUCCAGCGUUCCAUUAAACUCACCUCUGAACCACCGACGGGUAUUCGAUCCAACAUUGUUCGAGCGAUGACAAAUUUUAACGACGAGCCCUGGGAGAGGAGUGCAAAGCCGAUGGAAUUUCGUUGCAUCAUGUUUUCCAUGUGUUUCUUCCAUUCGGUGGUUGUGGAACGCAAAAAAUUUGGUCCGCUGGGGUGGAAUCGGGUGUAUCCUUUCAACGCGGGUGACUUGACCACAUGCAUGGAGGUGGCGGCAAACUACAUUGAGGACCGUCCAAAGGUACCAUGGGAGGACUUACGGUACGUCUUUGGUGAAAUUAUGUACGGGGGGCACAUCACAGACGACUGGGAUCGUGUGUUAUGCAUGGCGUAUCUUCGAACUUUUGUCGUACCGGAGUGUUUUGAUAACCUUCAACUGGCACCUGGAUUGGAAGUGCCUGCACCGAUGAGCUAUAAUGAAUAUAUGGAUUGGCUAAUCAACAGGGAAGAUUUUCCACAAGAGUCACCUCUACUUUUUGGUCUUCAUCCGAAUGCUGAGAUUAACUACCGAACAGUUCAGGCAGAUGUUUUGUUCCGGACGAUUAAUGAGUUGCAACCAAAACAGCACACUGGAGGUGACAUGCUAAGUGCUCAGGACGUUGUGCAGCAAAAGAUUGAUGAACUGCGUGAACGUCUUCCUGAGCCACACAAUCUUCAGGAUUUGGCAGAGCGGCUGGAAGAUGAGCGUACUCCGCAACAACACGUGUUUUAUCAGGAGUGUGAACGCAUGAAUCUUCUUAUUAUUGUCCUAAAAACCACUCUUGAAGAGCUGGAUCUUGGUCUUAAGGGUGCCCUCUCAAUGUCGGCGGCUAUGCAGGUCUUGUUUGACGAGAUUUUUCUGGACAAGCUUCCUGCGGCUUGGGAGAAAGUUUCAUUCCUUUCCCUACGCGCACUUGGGUCAUGGUUGGAAAACUUCCUUGUCCGAAAUGAUCAACUGGUAAACUGGACAGGGGAGUUGCAGACACCCAGGGUAACGAACAUUGCUCUCUUUUUUAAUCCCAUGUCGUUCCUCACGGCUAUCAUGCAGACGACCUCGAUGAUUAACAGCUUUGACCUUGACCAGAUGUCGCUGGUAAUUGAUGUCCUAAAGAAGUCUGCGGAUCAGAUUGAGACGAGCGCCCGUGAUGGAUGCCACGUUACUGGUCUCUCCAUGGAGGGGGCCCGCUGGGAUACUGGGCUGGCAUGCAUUGAGGAAAGCAGAAUGAAGGAGCUCUACCCCAAGAUGCCCAUCAUGACAGUGCGCUCCCUGCCCCUGGCCAAGAUUGACCGCCGUGAUCAGUACGAGUGUCCGGUCUACAAAACACAACAGCGUGGACCCGGUUUUGUGGUUGGCUUCUGGCUUAGGACGAAGCAGCCAGCAAGGAAAUGGACAAUUGCUGGAGUUGGUCUUAUCCUUGAUGUCGUCGAGUAG
Molecule: messenger RNA, 13992 nt
Organism: Trypanosoma rangeli
Lineage: Eukaryota; Euglenozoa; Kinetoplastea; Trypanosomatida; Trypanosomatidae
Product: dynein heavy chain 9, axonemal isoform 2
Exons: 1
Coding region: 1-13992 (4663 amino acids)
Biological process (GO): microtubule-based movement
Cellular component (GO): dynein complex
Molecular function (GO): dynein intermediate chain binding; minus-end-directed microtubule motor activity; dynein light intermediate chain binding
Source: RefSeq, a predicted model, not a curated record